Lactuca sativa (garden lettuce) is the source of this 1434-nucleotide messenger RNA. RefSeq names its product gibberellin 2-beta-dioxygenase 8. The record is from RefSeq and is a predicted model, not a curated record. Lineage: Eukaryota; Viridiplantae; Streptophyta; Magnoliopsida; Asterales; Asteraceae.
UAUAAAAUCUAACAAAACCUUCCAAGCAUUUUUAUAUCUCAUUACUUUUUUUUUUCUCUCUCACAAUGCUUUGUACUGCGGUUUUUGCAUAAUUAUUAUAUACCCUGAAGAUUUGGAAAAGACCAUACAAAUGGAACCUUUUGAUCCACCCUUCCAAGAAUUUUACAAGAAACUAUUUGAUGAUAAUUUCUUCAAUGGACCAUGCCCUGGAGGCGAUGAAAUAGAAUUUUCCCACAAUGCCAAAGAGUGCAAGUUUGAGCUGCCAUUAAUCGAUCUAAGCCACUUGAACAUAUAUGGCUUCAAGCGUGAGGAUUGCAAACGAGAAAUUGCUAAAGCUGCGCAAGAAUGGGGUUUUUUCCAAGUAGUUAAUCAUGGAGUUUCGCAGGAAAUUCUGGAAAAGUUGAUGAGUGAACAAGUGAAAGCAUUCAAGAAACCGUUUCAGGUGAAGGUUAAUGGCCUCCCUGAGCUAAAUUUUCCUACAGGAAGUUACCGAUGGGGGACACCCUCAGCAAAUUGUCUCCAACAGUUGGCUUGGUCGGAAUCAUUUCAUGUUCCAUUGAUUGAUCUCUUAACAAUAGGUGCAUGUGCUGCCGCCGACUUUAGCAAGAUAGUGAAACAAUGUGCAAUGAUAAUUUCCAAGCUAGCAAAUGAACUAGCAGAGAUUUUGGCCGAAAUGCUAGGCCAAAAGUCCGACUUCUUCAAAGAAAAUUGCGUGCCUAGCAUGUGUUAUAUUCGCAUGAGCCGAUAUCCAGCGUGCCCUUUUUCUCCAGAAGUGUUUGGAUUGAUGCCUCACACAGAUAGUGACUUCCUCACGAUAUUACACCAAGAUCAUAUUGGAGGCUUACAAGUACUUAAAGAUGGAAAAUGGAUUAGUGUGAAUCCUAAACAAAAGACCCUAAUCGUUAUUGUUGGGGAUCUUUUUCAGGCAUGGAGUAAUGGUGUUUUCAAGAGUGUGGAGCACAGAGUGAUAGCCAACAAGCAAUUUGAAAGGUUUUCAACAGCAUAUUUUUUAUGUCCGUCCUUUGAAACAAUGAUAGAAAGUUCUGAAAAAAGUUUGAUUUAUAAACGGUUUAGUUUUAGAGAAUUUAGACAACAAGUUCAAGAUGAUGUCAAGAGACAUGGUCAUAAAAUAGGCCUUUCAAGGUUUAUUCUAUGAACCCAUCACUUUUUUUUACAUUAUUAGUUUCAUCUAUGUGGGAAAAAAAUAAAGAUAUUGUUUUUAAUAGAAACAUAAUAAUUACUUUAUAGAAUAAAAAUGAAAGUAUAUAAACAUAUCUUAUAAACAAACUCUUAAUAGUGGUUUUCUUUAUUUACGAUGCUUCGUGUAUCUUUUGUUGUUAGCUUUCAAAGUUAUCAUAUACUUUUAAAAGUUUUCACCAGGUCAUUGACCUUUUUUUUGCGAGUAAUAUUUAUAUCAUAUGUUGGACAUGGUUA